AGGAAGCAAGAGCCUCGGAGGCAAGAAAAGUAAGAGAUCGAUUGAAGACCGGCGGGAUGGAUAUUGGCACGCUCAGGCUGAUCAUCGAUGUUGCGCUAGCAAUCGAAAAGGCAGCGGAAAAUGUUGAGCAGAAUAAAAAGGAUUGUGAGGAGAUGAGAAGCAACGUCGCACUGGUCAGGACGAACCUCAUGCGGCUCGAGAACAACGAGCCGCUGAUGAUGGACCCGGCCGUGAGCCCCACAGUUGCGGCGAUUGGCGAGAUCCUCCGUGAAGCCCAGGAGCUCGUCGAGGAUUGUAAGGUCAAGAGGAACGUCGUAGAACUUUUGUUUACGGCCGGCAAGCUGUCCAAGAAGCUGAAGGAGACGAGAAAUAGGAUCUUGUUUAAUACCAUAAUCCUUAUGUGCGCCAUUACCGUUCGCCAGGAGUGCCGGCGGCCAACUCAGGAGCAAGUUCAUGUACCACCACCACCUGCCCCUAAAGGUGACAUGAACAAUCAGCAGCAAUCCACCAGCAUAGUUAACAAGAUCGUCGACGUUGCGGACCGGAUCAAGGCGACGGCGAAGAUGGUUCGCCGGAACAAGGACGAGUGCCAUGAGAUCGACGAGCGAGCGGGCAUAGUCAGCGCCUUCCUGCCGCAGCUUGAGAACACGGGCAUGAUCAAGGACCCGGCGUUGAGCGCCGAGCUAGAGAAGAUCGUCAGGACCUUGCAGCACGCCUACGAGCUUGUGACGGCUUGCCAGGGAAGGAGCUUGUUCACGAUCCGGCCAGCACGAGGGUGUCAAGGAGGACACGGCGGCGGAGAACUGUCCAAAGAGCUCCACCAGGUGCUGGACCAAAUGGUGCUUGACCUCGAUGGCAUCACUGAGAUCAGUAUCCGUUACACAGAAGUAAGCCGUGAAGUUACUAGUGCAGCAGUACGGAUUACCGCAACUCUAAUGGUCGGCCACUUCGUUGUGAAAUUACGGCUUGCCAGGCAGAGAAGUAAAACGAUAACUAUCCAGUCAAUAGGCGAAACAUCCCAAUUGCACUCAAGCUUCCAGGCUGAUCCUGAAGAGAUUGAAGCAGUAGCAGCCAGUGAAUCAGUCACUGUCGCCGGUUCGUCGAACCGGCUGCAUGAUGAUCCGAGCCUGUUACAGGGUGAUAGCACUUCCGAGGCACAGGGAGCUUCCUCUAAAGACUAAAGAAUUAUCCUUUUCGUGCUGCCUGUAGGUAAAGGUGCUUGUAUUAUACAGAACCUUAUUACCUACGCCCAGCUUGGAAGGAUGUGUAUGGCAUCCCCCCGCUAGGGUUUGCACCUGUGCUUGGUGGAUACAAUUUCCUUUUCCUUGUAUCGGUUUUUCUGUUUAUGAGCAAUUGUUAUGUCCUCAGUUGGGAUGUAUAAUGUAUCUGAAAAGAUUUCCGGAAUUCACAUUUCAAUAAAAUAAAUG
Messenger RNA from Panicum hallii, 1427 nucleotides. RefSeq lists its product as uncharacterized. The record is from RefSeq and is a predicted model, not a curated record. Bases 57 to 1181 code for a protein of 374 amino acids. NCBI's taxonomy places the organism in Eukaryota, Viridiplantae, Streptophyta, Magnoliopsida, Poales, Poaceae. Gene Ontology annotation, biological process: cell surface receptor signaling pathway. The transcript has 6 exons.